Gilbertella persicaria is the source of this 1177-nucleotide messenger RNA. RefSeq lists its product as uncharacterized. The transcript has 2 exons. Bases 387 to 995 code for a protein of 202 amino acids. Gene Ontology annotation, cellular component: membrane. The record is from RefSeq and is a predicted model, not a curated record. NCBI's taxonomy places the organism in Eukaryota, Fungi, Mucoromycota, Mucoromycetes, Mucorales, Choanephoraceae.
UAAUGUAAGUAGCAAUAUAAAUAUCUCAUAUUCUGCUUAAUUUUUAGACUUUUAAUUUUUCACAACGAAAUUUUUUUCAAUAAAGUGUACGUGAGAAUACCUUUCUCCCCCUCUGUCUCUCUCCUUCUUCAAUGUAUGUUUUGACAUACUCCUUAAAAAAAAACUAGUUAUAAAUGAGAACAAAGCUUCUUUUCUCUUUCUUUCUCUCUUUUUCUGAUUUUUCUUUUUUGCAAUAUAUAAAAUGACGAAUAGUUGUUGUCAAAAGUAAACAACAUUUAAAUUGCAUUUGAGGAAAUUAACCGUAUCAUAGACAAAGUGUAAUAUAUCUUUUGUUAACCAACCUACUCUUUUUUGUUUGUGGAUGCAUCUUACUUGUCUUUGGUGUAAUGGCAACUCAAUUCAAAUUGACGGAUUCGAUUCUUUAUCCUGUGAAUGUCCUCAAAAUGCUUUCAAUACUAGGCUUGAUUUUAAUCUUUAUUGCAUUGAUUGGUAUUCUAGGCGGCUUUUACAAAGAUAGAAAAAUGAUUCAUGUCUUGUAUCUAACACUGGUUGUUGUAGCUUUAAUUUAUCAAAUUUCAAUUGCUGUUAUUGUGUAUGAUCAAGCAGCACAUGUUCCUAACUGGCUAAAUGAGGGUUGGACUACAUCUACGCAAGACUAUAAACUCUAUGCUCAAAAGAGAUUUAAUUGUUGUGGAUAUGCUUCGGCUAUGGAUCAUCCUGCGCCUUCCUCGGCUUGUUUACCCAGUCCCACUUUUCAUGCUUUACAAGCUUGUCAGAGACCAUUGACGAGGUUUGUUCAGACAACUCUAUCGCGCAUGUAUAUAACCUUGUUUACAAGCUUGGCUAUUGAGCUACUUGCCUUAUGUAACGUAAUUACAUUAUUGUGUACACAUACUUUCUCCAAGAAAAAAAAGAAGUGGAUAAGUCCAGAAUGCAAUCUUUCUGAUGAAACUUUAGUAUCACAAUACCCAGCUACUAAAUCUACUGUAUAUUAAUAAUAAUUUUCUUGUUUAUGUAUAUACUCCUUAUUUCUCUCUUGCGCAUGAUAGGGUUUUAUUUUUACAAAUGUCUAUAGAACUUGUCCUUGUCCUCCCUUUUCUCCUUUUUUUUUUUUUUUUUGUAAACCCCUCUGUAGAAUAAGAAAGAAAAACUUAUGGUUUAAGGAGUACAAUUCUUU